Juglans microcarpa x Juglans regia is the source of this 752-nucleotide messenger RNA. Its product is annotated as protein RADIALIS-like 1. The record is from RefSeq and is a predicted model, not a curated record. The transcript is spliced from 2 exons. The coding region runs from base 194 to 496 and encodes 100 amino acids. NCBI's taxonomy places the organism in Eukaryota, Viridiplantae, Streptophyta, Magnoliopsida, Fagales, Juglandaceae. Gene Ontology annotation, molecular function: DNA-binding transcription factor activity.
UGAUCACCUCUUCACAAGAGUAAUCUUCUCUCUUGACUCUCUUCAAACAUCCCUCGCAAUUUUUUGCCUUCCAGCCUUUUCUCUAUUCACUUCCUUACUUUAACACCUUAGCCCAGACUUUCCGCAAUCAAUAUAGACUAUAUAGUACUGUUCCUUCUCUUCCAUUGCAAACGGCCUCACACUUGCUAAGCAAAUGGCAUCCAGUUCAAUGUCCUCCAAAAGCUCCGACUCUUGGACUGCCAAGGAAAACAAGGCCUUUGAGCGGGCUCUGGCUGUGUAUGAUAAGGACACUCCCGACCGUUGGUACAAUGUCGCUAAGGCUGUUGGUGGGAAAACUGAGGAAGAGGUGAAAAGGCGCUAUGAAGAACUUGUGGAGGAUGUCAAACGUAUUGAGGCUGGCCGAGUGCCCUUCCCCAAGUACAAGACAACUGGAGGGAGUGGCCAGGGAAACAUGACCGACGAGGAAAAGAGGAUGAGGAACCUGAGGCUCUACUGAAGUGCAAUGCCGGCCAUGUUUAACUACAAUAAAGAUUAAUCACUCUGCUCCUCCUAAUAUUCGUCCUUGUAUUAGCUAGUGGUAAUAUAACUAGCGUAAGAAUCACAAACUUGGUGAUUCCAUCUUCAAUUUCAUGUCCGUUUUAAGUUCAGUCUACCACCUAUUUCCUUACUAUUCCACCAUAAGCAUAUCAAUGCAAUGAAAUAUAUAUAUAUAUAUAUAUAUAUAUAUAUAUCAGUAAUAUGUUUUAUGUUUA